AUGUCUGUUAUAGAUAUCACAAAGGACUUAUCGGCUCUCUUCCUCCAGCAGGUGCAUGUGACACCAGAUGCUAUCGCCUUAGAGGACCAAAAGACCCAAUACACCUAUUCCGAACUCGACAGGAAAGUCUCAGAACUUGCUCUUCGUCUCCGUGGACAUGGCGUUGGUCGAGACAGCCUUGUUGGUGUGCUUCUGGGCCGCAGCGCCGACUACGUGAUUGCCUGUUUGGCAGCUCUUCGUGCCGGGGGAGCUUUUCUUGUUCUCGAGCUUGCCUAUCCCCCGAACCUCCUCGCUGAUGUUAUCGACGAUUCCAAUCCCACCGUGAUAAUCACGAAUCAAAGCCAGGCUGCCAAAAUAAAGGCCAGCACCCCAUUGAUAGUCCUCGACAAGCCGCAGAAAGAAACCCCGCACGCGAACGAACUCCCGCCAUUACCUGCUGACGAUGAUUUGGAACGGCUAGCUUUUGUAUCUUACUCGUCCGGGACAACUGGCCGCCCGAAAGGAAUUGCAAAUCCACACCGGGCACCGGUCCUCUCAUAUAAUCUCAGAUUUCGACUUUCUGAUCUUCAGCCCGGAGACCGUGUGGCUUGCAAUGUCUUCUUUGUUUGGGAAAUACUACGCCCUCUCUUGCGAGGAGCGACGGUCGUUGCGGUUCCGGAUGAUAUGAGUUAUGACCCUGCUGCACUGGUCGACCUACUUUCUGCGAAACGUAUCACAGAAACACUAAUGACUCCUACGCUUUUGGCCGCGGUACUUUCAAGGCACCCGGCAAUUGGGAGCCGUCUCCCGGAUCUGCGCACCUUGUGGCUUAAUGGUGAGGUCGUCAGCACUGAUUUAGCCCGGCGAGCGAUCAAAGCUCUUCCAAACACCCGACUGCUCAACUGUUACAGUGCCUGCGAAACCCAUGAGAUUGCGUGCGGGGACAUCAGGGAUAUGCUUGAUGACGAAGCCCUUUACUGCCCCGUUGGUCCACCAUUGUUCCCUAAACAGACGUAUAUUCUAGAUGAUAGUGGCAAACCAGUGGAACAUGGGGUUGGUGGUGAGCUUUUCAUUGGCGGGCCGUUGCUAGCCCGAGGGUAUCUGAACCGCCCUGAAACUACGGCCAAGGCUUUCAUCCCAAACCCAUUCGAUUCAACACCAGGAGCCCUCAUGUACAGAACCGGAGACACAGCCAAAAUGUUACCCUCGGGGCUUCUCGAGAUUAGCGGUCGCGUUGGGGCUAUGAUUAAGCUGCGUGGUUAUUCUGUUGUUCCAGGAAAGGUUGAAAAUGCCAUCAUCAACCAUCUUGCUGUUAACGACUGUGUCGUAGUCGCCCACGGUGAAGGUUUAGAAAGGCAAUUGGUAGCGUAUGUUGUCCAGGACAAGGCAAAUUCUUCUGGUCGGCCAAAUAUAGAAGUCAAUGAAUCAGGACAUAGCCCAGCAGCACGUCGCAUACUUUCUCCUUAUCUGGCCCACUACAUGAUUCCAGCAUUAUGGGUCGAACUAAAUGAGCUACCAACCCAUGAAGUCUCCGGAAAAGCCGAUUUGAAACGCCUCCCUCCCCCUCCGACACCCAAACCUAUAAUAACAAAUGGGCAUAAGGCUAAAAGCGAUCCAAUCUCAAUUGACGCGAUAGCCGAAUUUUGGGCUGCAUCCCUCAAAAUAGCACGCAGCGCCAUUACUCCAGAGCACAACUUUUUCGAUUUAGGUGGGCACUCCUUGUCAAUUGCUGACCUUGCCUCAAGACUAUCGAAAAAUUUUGGUUUCCGCAUCCCCCUCGACCGUCUAGUGGAUCCUCCAACGCUCACUGGUCACCUGAAAACGGUACGUGCUGUACGGGAUGGGCACACUGCCGCAUUGCAAGCAGAUCUACCAGCAGUAUUACGCGCGGACUCUAUCCUUGACGAUGACAUUCAACCCUCCAGUGCGAAAACAAGGUCGCUCUCCGAGGCAAAUACAGUGCUCCUUACUGGCGCGACUGGUUUCUUAGGUGCAUUUCUCCUCAACGACUUGUUGGAAGCCACAUCCGCCAAGAUCGUGUGUCUUGUUCGUUUUAACGACCCUUCUGGUGAAGAUGGCCCGGGAGGCGUAGCGAGAAUACGCAGAAAUCUGCUUGAUCUGGGAUUAUGGCGCGACUCGAUCAUGGAGCGAGUCGAGAUCCUGCCCGGAAAUCUAUCUCGAAAACGCUUUGGUCUAUCCCCCCAGGCUUUCGAUGAUCUUGCCGCUCGUGUCCAGGUCAUCAUCCAUGCUGCGGCGACAGUCAAUCUUGUAUAUCCAUAUGCCGCCCUGCGAGGUGCCAAUGUAGGAGGGACGAGAGAGAUCUUGCGCCUCGCGUGUCAGUCCGGUGCCACAGUACAAUAUAUAUCGACAAACGGAGUGUUGCCUCCAUCUCAGAAAGGCUGGCCAGAGGAUGCCAUGCUUGAUGUAUCUGAAGUUCCAGAAAAGCUGCUUGACGGGUACGGCCAGACCAAAUGGGUGGCAGAGCAACUUGUGCUCGAGGCUGGUCGUCGCGGCCUGCCGGUGAAAAUAUUACGAGCCGGAACAAUAAGUGGUCACAGUACCACGGGCGCUGGAAACGCCUGGGAUCUCCUAUCUGCAUUAAUCGUGGAAUCGAUCCAUCUCGGUUAUGCGCCUGACGUAGAGGGGUGGCGUGCAGAGAUGACUCCAGUAGACUUCGUCAGCAAAGCUAUUAUCCAUCUCUCCAAUCAGACUCAAACCAAUCGGGUUAUGUUUCAUCUCGGUGACCCAAGCCCUGUCGACACACGAACCGUGUUCGAUUGCCUCAAGGACCUAGGCUACCCAACCCAGCGUCUCAGCUGGGAUGAAUGGGUUGCAUUGUGGACGGAGAAAAGAGCAUCUGCAAAAGGUGGAGAUGGCGCCUUUACAGUUGACAUCCUUCGAAGCGGCAUGCCAACUGUUGAUUUCCUCAAAGGCAUUGUUGUCCUGAGCAACGCUGAAACCAGGCCUUUCCAUUCGGACGUCGAACGCCCCAAGGUGGACAUUAUCUUGCUAGAAACCUACGCUCGCCAUUGGUUUGCCCGAGGUUGGCUCCCUCGCUCUCCUUCCCGGAAACAUUGCCUCAACGGAGUUUCGCAGCCAGCACCCAAAGGUCCACUUAGCGGCCAUGUUGCAGUCAUCACCGGCGCAUCUUCCGGAAUCGGUGCGGCUGUUGCUACUGCCUUGGUCCGAGAAGGGGCCCAUGUUGCUCUCGGUGCACGACGCACUAAAGCUCUUGAAGCCGUAAAGAGCACCCUUCCUCUCCGUGACAACAAAGUAAUUAUCCGACAAACCGACGUGACAGAUAAGUCCCAGGUGGAAGCCCUAGUUCGUGCAGCCAACGAGGAGCUAGGCCCCGUGGAUAUAGUUGUCGCCUGCGCUGGAGUCAUGUACUUCACAAUGAUGGCGAAUACGCAGAUGGAGGAGUGGGAUCGCACUGUCGAUGUGAACUGCAAAGGCCUCCUACACUGUCUCGCGGCCACUGUGCCGUCAAUGCUUUCUCGUGGUAAAGGCCAUAUCGUCGCCAUAUCAUCUGAUGCCGGCCGUAAAGUCUUCCCUGGACUAAGCGUCUACUCAGCAAGCAAAUUCUUUGUCGAAGCCACGUUACAAGGGCUGCGACUGGAGACAGCAGGUAAAGGCUUGCGCGUCACGAGCGUCCAACCGGGAAAUACGGCCACCGAUCUUCUAGGGAUGUCUACUGAUGCUGAGGCUAUUAAACAGUAUGGUGAACCAUCAGGAGCUCGGAUCCUAGAUCCGGAAGAUGUAGCGAACUCGAUAAUUUAUGCGUUACGACAACCCGAGCACGUCGCUGUGAAUGAGGUACUGAUUGAGCCUCGCGAUGAGCCCAUUUAA
Molecule: messenger RNA, 3828 nt
Organism: Blastomyces gilchristii SLH14081
Lineage: Eukaryota; Fungi; Ascomycota; Eurotiomycetes; Onygenales; Ajellomycetaceae
Product: nonribosomal peptide synthetase 10
Exons: 1
Coding region: 1-3828 (1275 amino acids)
Molecular function (GO): phosphopantetheine binding
Source: RefSeq, a predicted model, not a curated record